CCAAACACCACCAUUACUUGAGUGAACAUUUAUACAAUGGGAGAAGACAACAUUCCCAAAUUAUCCUUACCUUUAGAAAUAGAAGAAAUUAUCAUUUCUUCAAACCCAAAAACAGAAAUGACAGUAGAUGAAGUGAUAGAAAAUUAUGUGGGUUCAUUAGGAUACUCUCAAAUAAUACAAGCCAUUUUGGUAUCCUUAGCAUGGAUGUUUGAUGCCCAAAUUACUUUGGUCACCAUUUUUAGUGAUGCAAACCCUAAAAAAUGGAGAUGUAAACCCAAUUAUACAUGUCAUAAUACACAUGAAAGUAGUGUAUGUGGGUUGAAACCUGGGACUUGGGAAUGGAUUGAUGGACAUAAAAGUUCAAUAAUUGCUGAAUGGGGACUUGUUUGUCAUCAUAACUUUCUUGCUGCUCUUCCUGCUUCUUGCUUCUUCUUUGGCUCUCUUUUAGGAGCAGCAGCGUACGGACGCUUAGCAGAUUCAUUCUUAGGAAGAAAGCGAACCUUAAUAUUGGCAUCUUUAUUAACCGCCAUUACAGCUUUCCUAACCUCAUUCUCCAUUAACAUCUGGACUUACGCCAUAUGUCGAUUCUUAAAUGGAUUAACUCGAUCCGGAAUCGGAAUCUGCUGCUUAGUCCUCGCCACAGAAGUUGUAGGUCGAAAAUGGCGAGGCCAAAUCGGGCAAUACGGUUUUUUCUUCUUCACUUUAGGGUUUAUAUCGCUUCCAUUGAUCGCAUUCUACACCAAAUCUUCAUGGAGAUUAUUAUACCAAAUUCUAUCUCUUCUUGUUUUCUUAUACUCCAUUUUUAUACUCCCAUUCGUGGCUGAAUCUCCUCGUUGGCUUCUAAUUCGCGGAAGGAAAAAUGAAGCUUUGUUAGGUUUAUCGAAUUUAGCAACUCGAAAUGGGAGGAGUUUACCGGCAAACAUUGAAUUGACUGAUCCGAGUUUGAUUGCUAACGAUGAUAAGAAGAUGAUGAGUUUGUGGGGGUGUAAAUGGGCUAGGGUUAGAAUGGGGAAGGCCAUGAUUGCUGCAUUUGGGGUUGGAUUUGUGUAUUAUGCAGUUCAAUUGAAUGUGGAGAAUUUGAACUUCAACAAGUAUGUUAGUGUUGCAAUCAAUGCUUUGAUUGAAAUUCCUGCUGUGUUUGGUGGAAGUUUCUUGCUCGGAUUCAUGAAACGUCGAUUGUUGUUCUUUCUUUCCUGCCUUUUUACUGGGAUUUCUUGCUUCCUUUGCAUCAUCUUCACUAAAUCAGGUAUGUUCUUACUCUUCCUCAAAUUUCAAUACUCAUUUUGUUAUUUGAUUGAUUUGUACAUUGUGGGAAUUGGACAAACAGGCAAAGACAACAUUGUAGGAAACUGGAUUCAAUUGGGAAUAGAAGGGAUUGGAUUCAUGGCAGCUUCAUUAGCAUUUGAUCUAAUGUUCAUAUACUGUGUUGAAUUGUUCCCAACAAAUGUGAGAAACUUUGCAGUAUCAUUGAUGCGCCAAGCUUUGGUUUUAGGGGCUGCAGUUUCACCAUUGUUGGUAGUUGUUGGGCGUUUAAGUCCUGCAUUUUCUUUCCUUGUGAUUGGAGUUUUAUCAAUUUUAAGUGGACUUAUGAGUAUCUGCCUUCCUGAAACAAAGAAUCUUCCUCUGUUUGAAACUUUAGAACAACAAGAAAAACAAGAGAACUUAGCUCAUCCUCAUCAUGCUUCUUCAAAUCAUUCUUCUACUUAAUAAUUUAGGUUUUGAUUGGAGUUUUCAAUCUACUAUUUGUUGUAUCUUUUUGAGAAUUAAGUAUGCUUCUUCAUAAUGCUUAAAGAUAUGAGUUUCUUCUCCAUAUUAUAUUGUAUAGAGUUGUAAAAUUUGCUUUUCAAGCAUAAGAAUUGUUUGGACAAUUAGCUU
This is a messenger RNA of Amaranthus tricolor (Joseph's coat), 1875 nucleotides long. RefSeq names its product organic cation/carnitine transporter 1. The transcript is spliced from 2 exons. The record is from RefSeq and is a predicted model, not a curated record. Lineage: Eukaryota; Viridiplantae; Streptophyta; Magnoliopsida; Caryophyllales; Amaranthaceae. Gene Ontology annotation, cellular component: membrane. Gene Ontology annotation, molecular function: transmembrane transporter activity. The coding region runs from base 37 to 1707 and encodes 556 amino acids. Gene Ontology annotation, biological process: transmembrane transport.